Messenger RNA from Xenopus laevis (African clawed frog), 2648 nucleotides. RefSeq names its product zinc finger protein 569 L homeolog (gene znf569.L). NCBI's taxonomy places the organism in Eukaryota, Metazoa, Chordata, Amphibia, Anura, Pipidae. Gene Ontology annotation, molecular function: DNA-binding transcription factor activity, RNA polymerase II-specific; RNA polymerase II cis-regulatory region sequence-specific DNA binding. The transcript is spliced from 3 exons. Gene Ontology annotation, cellular component: nucleus. Gene Ontology annotation, biological process: regulation of transcription by RNA polymerase II. Bases 152 to 2371 code for a protein of 739 amino acids. The record is from RefSeq and is a predicted model, not a curated record.
AAGUCACAGAUAAUCCCUCCCAACGACAGGAAGAAGCCUCUACGGUCUUCGCGUAGGGACAAACCUCAUCCCUACAAAUCAGAGCGAGUUUAUGGAUUUAUACACCGGAAGUGUUCUGAGGAGACAAGUGUUUCCAGGUCACGUGUGAGAAAUGCGCCCAGAGCAGCGAAGAUCAGAUGUUAUGUUCCGGAUCACCAAGGUGGAGCCUUCCUAUGGGCAGAAUGAACUGGAGCCGACAGAUUAUCCUACAGACUGGACUGCAGUGGAAGAGAAACCCGACAUAACCAGGAUCACUAUAGGUGAAAAGGAGGAAGCAGAGCAUCCGACCAAUGACUGGGAGACGGAUGAGGGAUUCUCUGAUGGGUGGAAGCCCUGUAAGCUGCAGCAGGGAAAGAUGGACAAAGAGAAUUUGUUCUUGGGUUUUGACAUGGUGAAGAAUGCAAAGCAUCUGCGCCAACUCUUGGUCAAGCCAGUGAACACUGCAGUUCCAAAGAAGAACAAGGCAAAUAAAGGCUUUGCCUCUCAGAGUAACACAAGUUUUCCACCCUCCUUGCCUAAUGGUGGCCAUGAAGGAAGGCUUCCUGAACAGAGUUCAUCCCGGCUGCAGCCUGUGCUAAGCAGAAGGCACUGCCUGUGUAACGUAUGUGGAAAGAGCUUUAUGUGGCUGUCUGCUCUGAAUAUACACAAGCGUAUACACACUGGGGAGAGACCCUACAAGUGCAGCACCUGCGGCCGAGGCUUCAGCCAAAAGACAAACCUCACACGGCACCAAAGGAACCACACAGGGGAGAAACCAUAUGGGUGCACUGUGUGUGAAAGGCGCUUUACUCAGAAACAACACUUGUCCAAACACGCAAAGACUCAUGAACGUCUUCAGAAUUACCAAUGCACUGACUGUGGGAAAAGCUUCUUUAACCGCCAACAGUUAAUAAAGCAUCAAAAAAUCCACAGGGACCCGAAGAUCUUCCUGUGCAAAGAAUGCGGCAUGUGCUUCCCGCUAAAGUCCAAUCUGAAAAUGCACCAAAAGAUGCAUGUGAAGGAGGCGGCUUUUGAACGGAAGAAGUCCCUGAAAGAAAAAAUGCUGGAUAAAUUACAAACCCGAGUGAAGUUGGAGCGGGAUAGUCCAGGUCCACCUAAAAGAUGCGAGACGGCAUUCAGCUGGAGAUCAGUAGGACAUCCAAAAAUUCAUCCGCGAGAGAGGAGGUUUAUAUGUAAUGAAUGCGGAAAGAGCUUCAGCUGGUGGUCCGCUCUUCUGAUGCACAUGAGAAUGCACACUGGAGAGAAACCAUAUAAGUGCAGUGAGUGUGGGAAGGGUUUCAGAGGCUGCCAGUCACUCACAAUCCACCAAAGAACUCACACGGGUGAGCGCCCCUAUAAGUGUAUGCAGUGUGGCAAGAGCUUUAGUCAGAGACCCAACUUGGUGCGACAUCAGAGGAAACACACUGGGGAGAAACCCUAUGUCUGCCCACAUUGCGGUAAAGGUUUCACACAGAAACAGCACAUGACAAAACACCUCCACGUCCAUUCAACAGACCGGCAGUACAAGUGCAAAGAGUGUGGAGUGGUCUUCAAGGACCUGGUGACACUUUCCCAGCACAGGAAGGUCCAUGUUAAAGAACAGGUUUGUAGCUGUACUGUGUGUGGGAAGAACUUUAUCUGGCUGCCUAAAAGGACCACGUCACAGAAACGUCCCGUAAAAGGGAAAAGGAAGAAAUGCCCACAGUGUGAGAAGGUUUGUAAGAGCCAAGUCAAUAAGAAGCGGUCACAGGGAAGGGCAGCUAGAAAUCAGGCUCUCUCCAUACAGAGAGAGAAAGUCGGACCUUUACAAAAGCAAAUCAAAGUGAAACCAUUUCACUGCGAUCAGUGCGGGAAAAGCUUUGGCUGGUGGUCGGCCUUCAACAUUCACCAGAGGAGACACACAGGGGAGAAACCCUAUGCCUGCACGGAGUGUGGCAAGAACUUCACAUGGUGGUCUGCCCUUAUUAUCCAUCAGCGCACCCACACUGGGGAGAGGCCGUUCAAAUGUCAGUCCUGCGGCAAAAGCUUCAGCCAGAAACCCAACCUUGUCCGGCACUUGCGGAGGCACACGGGGGAAAAACCAUAUCAGUGUAACGAGUGCGGGAAGAGAUUCACCCAGAAGCAACAUCUGUCCAAACACCAAAAUACUCACGGCCAAGGAGGAGAUCUCAGGAGGGGAUCGCGGGCUGGAAAAAAAACAACGGCAAGGAGAGAUCUUCCUAGACACUUGGUAGAGUCCGAGGCUCUGUACAAUGCUCUACCUGCUGUGGACUUCAGUCAACCUUUAAUGAGUCUGCCCACUGAAUCCCAUGCGCUUCCCAAGCUAUUCUAUCACACAAAACGGCCUUCUUAAGGCUUCUCUUACAUUGAACUGUGUGUGGCCAUAUUCCCAGCACCAUCUACUUGGGUGCAAUAAUUGUUAGAAAAUAGUUAUUUUCUUACAACUGAUGUUUCCUUUUGCAUAGAGAAAUGGAAACCUCAUGGUGCUGCCUGUCUCAUUGUGUUUUUUUUUUUUGUGUUUUUUUUUUUUUUUUGUUACGGACUCCCUUAGAUACCAUUAAAGUAUUAUUUGUGUUCUCUUGCACUGGCCUUGUACAUAACUAACCACUAAAUGAUUUGAUUUAAGCCUU